This is a messenger RNA of Stomoxys calcitrans (stable fly), 1858 nucleotides long. Its product is annotated as hydroxysteroid dehydrogenase-like protein 2. Gene Ontology annotation, cellular component: mitochondrion. The transcript has 3 exons. Bases 940 to 1815 code for a protein of 291 amino acids. The record is from RefSeq and is a predicted model, not a curated record. Lineage: Eukaryota; Metazoa; Arthropoda; Insecta; Diptera; Muscidae.
GUUAGCCUUGCAUGUUUUAAAUAUGCUUGGCCGAAUACUUGAAACCGCUGGUUAUCCCUUAACAAAUUUAAAGGUUUUUUACAAGCGCUGGUUAUCUCUUUGUUAACUUGGGGAAAUCUGUUAUGUACUUGUUGUUUUAGCAGUAUGUUGUACACUAAGGCGACAGCCCUUGCCGAUCAAGGACUUGUUCAUUCAAUCCGGUACGUACGACCGCCUGGCAUGGGAUUGGGAAUUUUUGUAUAUUUUAGUCAUAUUAAAAUGAUCCAUAGACCACUUCGAUAUUGAUAUUCUCAUUUAUAGAUUUUUCGUUGAUAAUUUUACCUACUGAAACCACUUCCAUAAGAUAACGCGGGUGUCUAUAAACCUAUCGAUUAUUUCCGCAAGAAAAGAUUGAACAUCGAAUUUCGUGAAACAACUUGGUAUGCAUUCUAUAUUCACAGCAAUCGGGUCUAUGAACCGGAACAAUAUUGCUCACCAAAAAAAAUUGCCAAGGAUCUAUAUCCUCACAUGCGAAUAUCUGGCUACAGAAGAAAUGGCUGCCAUCUUUGCUUUGUCUUGUAAUGUCUUUACAGUAAUGAUUCUAACUUCUAUUUUCUUUCUUUCUACACCGAAUACCUAAAGCAGCAAAUCAACAGAAAGCUUAUCAAUACACCAAAGAAUAUCUUUCCCUUCUCCGAAGACUUCUGUUAUCGAAUAGUGUUGCAUUUAUUUAUAUUUUGUAUACUUUCUAAAUCUUAUCAAUGAAACAACAAUUGGACAUUGAACAUUGUAGAUAUUUCGUAAAUCCAAUCGCUGUAUACCCCUCAAUAGCACUGGCACAUAAAUAAAGAUUAAUAACUUUAAUCAAAAUCACUAGGAACAUGGGAAAUUUAUUCAAGAUUCAUUGGCCUUUUAUUCGCAAGGCAGGUGACAUCAUAGAUAGGCACAGACAUUGUAAAAAUGCAAAACAUCGGAUCUUUGAGAGGGAAAACUCUAUUCAUAACCGGGGCAUCUAGAGGCAUUGGUAAGGCAAUUGCUUUGAAGGCAGCCCGUGAUGGAGCCAAUGUUGUAGUUGCGGCCAAAACAAGUGAUCCACAUCCCAAAUUGCCUGGAACCAUUUACACCGCGGCAGAAGAAAUUGAAAGAGCAGGAGGCAAAGCCUUGGCUUGCAUAGUCGAUGUUCGUGAUGAGAAACAAGUCAGAGAGGCGGUUAAAGCUGCUGUUGACAAAUUUGGAGGCAUUGAUAUUGUGAUUAAUAAUGCCAGUGCUAUUUCACUGACCUCUACCAUGGAGACAGAUAUGAAACGUUAUGACCUCAUGCAUAACAUCAAUACCAGAGGAACAUUCCUAGUCUCCAAGGAAUGCCUUCCCUACUUGUUGAAAAGUAAACAUGCUCACAUUUUGAAUAUAUCCCCUCCCUUGAGUAUGAAACCAAUUUGGUUUGGUGGUCAUGUAGCCUACACCAUGGCUAAAUAUGGCAUGUCUAUGUGCGUGCUGGGCAUGGCUGAGGAGUUCAAGGAUCGCCAUAUAGCUGUGAAUGCUUUGUGGCCUCACACCACAAUUCAUACGGCCGCUAUUGAAAUGUUAAAUGGUCCAGAAAGUGGAAAGUAUGCUCGUAAAGUUGACAUUAUGGCUGAUGCGGCUUAUGCCAUCAUAUCCCAAGCUCCCUCAAAAUCUCCCACCGGUCAUUUUCUUAUCGAUGAGAAAGUUUUGCGUAAAGCUGGCGUCACAGAUUUCAAACAGUAUGCUGUGGAUCCAUCCAAUGCCGAUAAUUUACAUUUGGAUUUCUUUUUGGAAGAUGAAUUCGAUGAUGUCUCAACGAAAUCAAAAAUGUGAAUAACAGGAAGAUUGAAAGGAAAUUUGUAGUUUUCCCACAAAA